UGCGUGUUCGAAGUGUCAUGCCCCAGAGAUCUGUUUAAAGAUGGCCUUGUGUUUGUAUUGAAAGAGUUUCUGUGUUGUGUAAAAUCUAAUUUUUCUACCAAAAAAAAUCAAAAACUAUUUCCAUUCAAAUUAUAGAUUGAAUUGAUAGAAUGUGUUAAGUGUCUUCCACCAUCAAUAUGUCCGAAAUAAAACGUGUACAACUCGCCGAUGCACCGCAUGAUCAAACCGCGAGUUCCACCAAAAAUGUGUCCGCAUCGAAGUCCAUUCGUUUUGAUUUUGAAUUGUUCGAACCUACCGCUGAUUCGUUUCCAGAAUUCAAUUAUAAAAAAUUAUUGGACGAAGAGAAGAAGAAACAGAAAAAAAUCAUCAAAAAAGUGAAUGGCUUCGCCGAUCCAUUUGAAGAGAAUGAUGACGACGUUAACCGAAUAGCGAAGGAAUUCGAACGGAAAUAUGGUACCGCGUACUCUGGCAAGAAACGUGGCUCUAAUAAUAAUGAAUGUGACAAAGGUGCUGGCUACGAUAUGAAUGAUGAAUUUAUCGAUAACAGUGAAGCGUACGACGAAUUGAUCCCAGAUGAAAUUGAAACCGAUCGAGGAGGAUUUUACAUUAAUUCUGGUGCGUUGGAGUUCAAAAAUUUACCGAAUUAUGAACGGCCCGACGAUGCAGCCCGUAUGCCAAAGCCAAAAAAGCGUUCGCUGUCAACAUCAUCGGAGAGUAGUUCAUCUGACAAUGAAGAACCUAAUAAGAAACCAAAUUCCACAAAAAACGGUCCCAACGAAAAGAAACCAAAACUUUCCGAGAAAGACAAGCAUAAAAACAAGGAAAAGAAGCUGAAAGUCAAGGAAAAGAAAGACGAUGGACUCGUUUACGAUUCGGAUAAUAAUACGAAAAAAGUGGUCAAAACGACCACCGUCAAAGAUAUGUUGCGCGCUAAACGGGAUAGCAUGCGAAAUAUGAUUGACAAUGGCAACAAGUCGGAACAGACUGAGGACAGUAACAAGGAUACGAGUAGUUCAGAAGAUUCGUCCGAUUCGUCAGACGAUGGCAGCGAUGGCGAAAAAAAGGAUUCGAAUUGUGUUCAAAACGGCGAUACCAAGUUGCCGGACAACUUGCCGCCGGAGCUGUUAGCAAAUAUCAAAAGAAUCACAGAAGCAUCUAAGGUGUCCAGUUCGGGAAAAAGUAAUUUCUUCGAUUCAACGAACAUGAAUCUGCUUUUCGAAAUCGAUACGGCUGCUCGUCUGAAAGGCGGUGCUGUGCGUAAUCAAGUGUACAACUAUUUGGAAAAGUAUCUUCCGUGCACGAAACAAACGAUUAUGAUACGGGCAAAAAAGAUACGUAGUCAGAAGGAGGAGGCGAAAACCAAUAAAAUUGUGAAAAAACUUAAAAUGGCUGUGGGCAGUAUGAUGCCGGAUCUGUUAAGUAGUUAUGAAAAGGAGUGCGAACUGGUGAAUGAUUUAAAAGCCAGUACUGUGCCAGUGAAUGGAGGUAAACCGGAGCAACCAAUUAAAAAUCCAAAGAAAAAGUUUUUAUGGACAGACGCAACACGUAAUCUCUUGUGUGAAGUCAUCAAUUCGAGAAAGCAAUCGUAUACUGUUAUCAAACCUCGCCGGGAGAGCGUUGAAGAUUUUGUGAAUCGUUAUCUUCGAGAAUAUGUUCUUAAGAUUUGGCCGGAUGGUUGGAUGAAAAUCGAUGAACUGCUAAAGGAAUUUGAUAAAAGACAAGUGAACCAUGUCAAGAAGCCAAAAGAAAGUAAAAAAUCCAGUGAAAAUUCUGCACAACAAUCAAUACCGGAUGUGGGCACAUCGGUUGGUGAAGCGACUAGUACCACAUUAAGUAGUUCAACAGCAAAUAGCAAUGUCGCUACUUCACAUUCGUCCUUACUCAGUGAAGUGAAGUCAUUGCUAACGUCAAACAAUUCGAUUGUGCCAAAUCUGAAAGAAACGUCUGUGACGGUCAUUCCCGCGCCGAAGGCAGUGAAAACGGAAGACACAAAUUCCAGUACGGAUGCAGCAAAGCCGACCUCAUCACCGACACCUUCAUUUGGCAGUAAUUUGACUAUAACGGCCAUUGGAGUUAACGAAAAGAUGACUGCCAAGCCACUAGCCAGUGUUCAAAAUCAGGUGACUAUCACAAACGUAGAAUCUUUGUCCCAACCAUCUAAGGUACUAACUACCACUCCUGCCAUUACUCAACACACAAAUAAAACGUCGACGAAAGAUCAAACGAAUGUGAAGAUCUCUUCGUCGACGAACUCUGGACAUAUUGUCAACCAUAGCGCAACUAAAUUACCAACAAAAACUCCACCAUUACCCACGGAUAUGUUGUCACCACCAAAGAAGGCCACCGAUCAUAGUAUUAACAGCAUAAUAUCAUCAGCUGCGCCAGCAACCAGUCAUUCCAAAAAUGAAAAUCCGAAAACUAUUGCUGAUCCAUCGAGUAGUGCAACUACACGAGUUAUUAAUUUGGACAAUUUGUCGACCAACGAUAUUCUCAGCACAGCUGCAGCAGGCACCGACACAAAUAUUCGCAUUAAAAGCGUUGAAACGCUGAAUAAAAGUGUACCCAAAAGUGGUGCCACCGCAACGAAUCCCCCAAAAGCGAGCAAGGACAAAGAUGGGACAUCGAAGAAACAUAGUGGAUCGAAUUCAGGGUCUGCGACCAGUGUUCUGAAAGCUUCAUCUGUUUUACUUUCGAAGCCCGCUCCCAUGGAUUCGAUCAUUAAGUCAACAGCAUCAUCGAAAUCAUCCCACAGUUCCAGUUCGAAAACCAAUUUUGUUAUAUCGAAACCGAGCGCUGCCGUACCGCACACACAAUUAAAUGUUCUGAAGCCGUCGAUUGACAGUAAAUCAGUGGCGACUGCAUUGUCGAUUCAAUCGGUAGAAGAAAUUAGUUCAGAUAGUGACGACGUUGAGUUUGUUAGUGAAACACAUAUAAAGAAAUCGAAACAUCAACUGCCAAAUGUGAUCAAACAAAUGAAAUCGUCGAACAGUAGUAGUCGAAGUAGUUCGCCCAGUUCGCAGGCUCAGUCGAAUUUGCUGAGACGGCGACGCGACUCGUCGAUAGAUGGGAAAGAGGAAUUAGACGUUAAGCAGAUUAUGGAAGCUAUUAAGGAACUGCAGGAAAUGCAAACCAAUGCAACCGGUGUUCAUUCAUCCGGUAGUAAUUCAUCACAUAAUAAAAAGAGCCUUCACCACAGCUCGUCACUUCCGUACAACAAAAAGUUAGAUCAUUUGGAACAUACCUCCCAACUCAGCAAAAGCUCAUCAUAGUUAAAACAGAUUGAAGACAUGAAAAUAUCACCUUUACAACAGCACAACACACGGUGUUUUUUCGUUCGUUGAUGAAAUAAUUUUUUUUUUCUUUAAGUUUUCUGUUUUGUAAUUUAAAUGAAGGAAGAAAUAAGGAAGAAAAAAAAACAUUUCCUAGUUACGAUAUUUAUUUAAACUCUCAAAAAAAAUAUUUCAAAAGAAAAAUGUAAGAUACUUGUUCAUGAUUGAAAAACGAAUAAAAUUUAUCAUGCAAUAAAUCUACUAUGAAUAAGCAA
Bradysia coprophila is the source of this 3544-nucleotide messenger RNA. RefSeq names its product yemanuclein (gene yem). The record is from RefSeq and is a predicted model, not a curated record. Gene Ontology annotation, cellular component: nucleus. Gene Ontology annotation, biological process: chromatin organization. NCBI's taxonomy places the organism in Eukaryota, Metazoa, Arthropoda, Insecta, Diptera, Sciaridae.